Messenger RNA from Lycium barbarum (goji berry), 1701 nucleotides. RefSeq lists its product as uncharacterized. The transcript has a single exon. Lineage: Eukaryota; Viridiplantae; Streptophyta; Magnoliopsida; Solanales; Solanaceae. The record is from RefSeq and is a predicted model, not a curated record. The coding region runs from base 1 to 1701 and encodes 566 amino acids.
AUGGAGAGAGAUGCCAAGAUAGGAGAAGAUGAAUCAAUCAUUAACCAGCUGCACAGUCUAAGGAAAGAAAUGAGGAACAUGCGAGUCACUCGGGGAAGUGAGAGUUUGGAUUAUGAUGAUCUAUGCAUACACUCGGAUAUUGGCAUACCAGUAGGGUACAAACCUCCUAAGUUCGAUAUUUUUGAUGGGACAAGUGAUCCCCAUGCACAUUUGAGGGCCUACUGCAACAAGUUAGUAGGAGUAGGAAGGAACGAGAAAUUCAGGAUGAAAUUAUUUAUUAGAAGUUUGUCAGGAGAGGCGCUCACUUGGUAUACUCGCCAAGAUCCUCGCAAAUGGAUCGACUGGCAGAAUAUGGCUGGGGAUUUCAUGAAUCGCUUUGGAUUUAACACUGAGAUCACACCAGACAGGUUUUCUCUGAGCAACAUACAAAAGAAGGCGACUGAAUCAUUCCAAGAUUACGCAAGACGUUGGAGAAUGGAGGCUGCCCGAGUUAUGCCCCCAUUGGACGAAAGCGAGCUCAGCAAGUAUUUCAUUCGAGCUCAGGAAGGCAUCUACUUUGAAAAGAUGAUGGGAUCAAUGGGCCAAAAGUUCGCGGAUUUGGUCAAAAUGGGAGACUUUUUGGAAGAAGGAAUCAAGUCUAGAAAGAUUCAAUCAAUGGCUACGCUACAAGCCGCAAGCAAAGCCAUACAGUCAGGUUCCAUUAGCGGAAUUAAGAAAAAGAAGGAGGACAUAUCCAAUAUCACACCUUACUACCGGCGAGGAGAAUCAUCUCGCCCAUACCCCACAAACCCCCAAAUCUUUGCUCAUGCCCCUUAUGUCCCACACCCAGCUUAUAACGCCCAACCACAUUACAACCCACCACGAGCCCCCACUUACCAAAACCCUCCAAAACCUUACACCCCUAUCCAAGCACCCGUCCACCAAAAUAGACCACCAUAUGCCCCAAGACCUCGCCCAACUCCCGAAGUCAGAAAUACCCGAACCUAUACCCCCAUAGCCAAGCCUUUAUCCCGGUUAUUUGAAAGGUUGAGGACAGCAGGAUUGUUGCAACCAAUUGAAGGGAGAAUCCCGGAUCCAAUUCCUCGAAACUUUGAUGGGAAUAAACGUUGCGCAUAUCAUUCAGGAAUUCAGGGACAUGACACCGAGGAGUGCUUUGGUUUGAAAAACCAAGUUGAAGCUUUAAUCAAGAGUGGAGCAAUUCAAUGCACUACAGCGCCCCCGAAUGUGAGAAACAACCCGCUACCAAACCAUGGAAAUCGGGCAGUUAAUAUGAUAUCAUUUGAUGAGGAAUAUGACUUGGAGGGAACCAUUGCGCCCGUUGGAAACACUGAGGCAUUUAUCGCAACAUCCCCAACUAUUCCCAUCAUCACGGUACAGUUGAAGGCACCGGUAACUGUUCAGACAUACCAACCAAAUUUCGUGGUGACCACUGUUGUAGCAAGAAAACACGAUUAUGAUACCAGGGCAGUCCCAUGGGACUAUCAAUUGAAAGGGAAGGCUAAGAUGAUGGAAACCGCAGUCGCUCAUGGAAUGACAAGGUCAGGAAGAUGUUAUGUCCUGGAGGAUUUAAACAGAGGAUGUUCAGGCAAAGAGCACCAUCAAAGGAGAAAUAUUACUGAUGUCGAGGCAGCAGAAUUCUGGAAGAAGAUGCAAACUAAAGAUUAUUCAGUCGAGGAACAGAUGAAGAAGACACCCGCCUAA